Messenger RNA from Nylanderia fulva, 4410 nucleotides. RefSeq lists its product as uncharacterized. The record is from RefSeq and is a predicted model, not a curated record. Gene Ontology annotation, molecular function: DNA-binding transcription repressor activity, RNA polymerase II-specific; RNA polymerase II cis-regulatory region sequence-specific DNA binding. Gene Ontology annotation, biological process: regulation of transcription by RNA polymerase II. Gene Ontology annotation, cellular component: nucleus; nucleoplasm. NCBI's taxonomy places the organism in Eukaryota, Metazoa, Arthropoda, Insecta, Hymenoptera, Formicidae.
CGGCCGAAAGGGACGACGGACCUUUGUCGCGUCGCGUCCAUAUCGCGAGGAUGAGUCACCCUCUCGCGGAAAGUCCGGGUAGAAAAAGAGGCCGGCGAGGUCAAUAUCUGUCGAAUAAUGGUGUUUCAUCCGCGAGAUUUUUUUUCUCGCUCGUCAUCGUCAUCGUCAUCAGUUUCGUCACGAACGGGAGCGCUCCCUCUUUCUCUCUCGCGCGACUCUCGCUCCCUCGCACGCCAGCCGAACGCGAUUGUUUACGCGUACGCGAUUACGCACACACGACUUAUAUGUGCGCUCCCCGUCGCUUUCGUGGCACGACGGACUUUUCGAGGUUAAGCGAACGAGAGAUAGCACAUUUCCCUAAUCGCGACUGCGUAGUAGAAUUUCCGCGAAGCUCUGCCGUUCCACUCGAGCACCGAAGCCGCGAAUCGGGAUAGAUUCGAGAUAACGUAUGAUAGGAUGAAAAAUGAAGUAUGUCAGACACGUUUAAUUAAUAUCCCUCAGUGAAAACGAAGAUGAAUAGUGAGCAGCAUGCAUUGCCAGCGACUACGCAGGCACAACAAGAGGAUGUAAAUGCGGGUCAAAGUGGUCGUCCAUCAUACCCAGGUGGUUUGGCUACUGCGACCGCGAGUCUUGGCAAUGUAGGGAGUACUCCCCAUUCAUCCGCGGACCUGCGUGUAGGUACUGCCGUAGCGUUAGCCUCCUCGGUAGCUAAGUAUUGGGUCCUCAAUCUUCACGGAUUGCUUCCUGGAACGCUACCUCAGGUCUCGGUCUAUCAUUCCCACCACAACUCCUCGCAUAGGAGUGGUGGCGGUGGGGAGGCGUCAUCCUCCAAAGAAUCAGCUUCUUCACUCAACCAGGAAAUGGCGUUGACUUCCAGCUCGCAUCAUCAGCAACAGUCUACAGCCGCGCAUCAUCAUCAUCAGCCAUCGGUUAGCAGCAGCAGCCAUCACAGUUCCCUGCAGUCGAAUCCGCAGAUUCCUGUAUCUCUUCCCGGCCUUAAUUUAGACGGCGCGCAUUUACCGGCGAGCGUUAGUCACCUGCAGGCUGCGCAUGCACAAAUGCAACAACAAAUGCAGGCACAGGCACAGCAACAGCUGCACCAGCAGCAGCAACAGCAGCAAGCACAGGCGCCGCAGCAACAACAACAGUCUCAUCAUCAGAUGCCAAAUCAUCAGAACGCUCAGAACAACGGACCGACAGGGCACAGCCAAAACACUCAGCGAGACGACAACAAAGUCAAGGACGAGGGCGGGAGCUGCACCACCGAGCGCUGCAGCGACAAUCAGGUUCACUGUCAAGUUCAAUGUGAUCUGCAAUUACAACCUCCACAAGAUCUUCAACAGAGCUUGAUGCAACAGCAGCAGCAGCAACAGCAGCAGCAGCAGCAGCAGUCGCAAAUCGGGGUCAACAUCAGCGGGAAUUCCACUACCGAAGGGGGAAGUCAGAACAAUUCUGAGAAGCCGGAGAAAGAAAAGGAAUUGCGGCAGCUGAAUAUGACCCAAUUCCAAGUCCCUGAUUUGAAACCAGGAGGCCACAUGAUGGAUGUGAGAACGGCAGAUGGAUCGGUUGUGAAAAUCAGCGCGGGAAACGAGCAGGAUUUGGCGAAAACUCUCGGCGUCGAAAUGGUACAAAAUAUGUACAAGGUGAACGUUGAAGAUAUUAACCAACUCCUAGCUUAUCACGAAGUCUUUGGAAAGCUACAAAGCGAAAUCGCGGCUGGAACGACUCUAGUGGGUAGCACUGUUCCUACGCAGACAGUUACCACGAUACAGAAUGGUACUCCGAUUGUGCAACAGGUACCACUAAACAAAUUUGACAUAAAAUCGAGUGACGGCGAGGCGACUCCUGGUCCAAGCGCUUCACCCGUGUCGGUUGGCAGUCACGCUUGCGAGAUAUGCGGCAAGAUCUUUCAAUUUCGUUAUCAGCUCAUCGUGCAUCGCAGAUAUCACACCGAGAGGAAACCGUUUACGUGUCAGGUAUGCGGUAAAGCGUUCUCGAACGCAAAUGAUUUGACACGUCACGGCAAGUGUCAUCUGGGUGGAUCCAUGUUCACUUGCACAGUUUGCUUUCACGUUUUUGCGAAUGCACCUUCGCUGGAACGUCAUAUGAAGAGACACGCCACUGACAAACCUUACAAUUGUACAGUCUGUGGUAAGAGUUUUGCACGCAAAGAACAUUUGGACAACCAUACAAGAUGUCACACCGGCGAGACACCAUACAGAUGCCAAUAUUGUUCGAAGACAUUUACCCGAAAAGAACACAUGGUAAAUCACGUUCGCAAACACACUGGUGAGACUCCACAUCGAUGUGAUAUUUGCAAGAAGAGCUUUACUCGCAAAGAACACUUUAUGAACCAUGUUAUGUGGCAUACAGGAGAAACUCCUCAUCAUUGCCAAGCCUGCGGCAAGAAGUAUACACGUAAAGAGCAUCUCGCUAACCAUAUGCGUUCGCACACGAAUGACACACCAUUCCGUUGUGAAAUAUGCGGUAAGUCGUUUACGAGGAAGGAGCACUUCACGAACCACAUAAUGUGGCACACGGGCGAGACGCCGCACCGCUGCGACUUCUGCUCGAAGACAUUCACGCGAAAGGAGCAUCUCCUGAACCACGUUCGCCAGCACACGGGUGAGUCUCCACACCGAUGCGGCUUCUGCUCCAAAUCGUUCACCAGAAAGGAACACCUUGUUAACCACAUCCGCCAACACACAGGGGAGACGCCUUUCCGCUGUUCAUACUGUCCAAAAGCAUUUACGCGGAAGGAUCACCUGGUGAACCACGUCAGGCAGCACACGGGUGAGUCACCGCACAAGUGCCAGUAUUGCACCAAAUCCUUCACGCGGAAGGAACAUUUGACCAAUCACGUGCGUCAACAUACAGGCGAAUCGCCACACCGAUGCCACUUCUGCUCCAAGUCAUUUACUCGUAAGGAGCAUUUGACGAAUCAUGUGCGCAUCCACACUGGCGAAUCUCCACAUAGGUGUGAGUUCUGCCAGAGGACGUUCACUAGGAAAGAACAUCUAAAUAAUCAUCUCCGUCAACAUACCGGAGAUUCCUCGCACUGUUGCAACGUGUGCUCCAAACCAUUCACAAGAAAGGAGCAUCUCGUGAAUCAUAUGCGUUGCCAUACCGGUGAACGUCCAUUCGUGUGCACAGAAUGUGGCAAGAGUUUCCCGUUGAAGGGCAAUCUUCUCUUCCAUAUGCGCUCCCACAACAAGGGCAGCAACGCCGAGAGGCCGUUCCGCUGCGAUCUGUGUCCCAAAGAUUUUAUGUGCAAAGGACACUUGGUCUCGCACCGGCGUUCGCACUCGGACGAGCGGCCGCACAGUUGCCCGGACUGCGGCAAGACCUUCGUCGAGAAGGGAAAUAUGCUGCGACACUUGCGCAAGCACGCGGCCGAAGGACCGCCGACCCAGGUCAGCACGCCGUCGGCGAUACCGCAAGCCGGAGUUCUGCCGAUACCCGCGGCAGCGGCAGUUCUGGUCGGACAUCCCUUGGCUCCACCUGCGCCUCCCGUUGUCCCACAACACACGGUAGUCGUGCCGACACCACCCGGCGUACUAGCGUCGUAUUAGAUCCGGAAUCCGGAUGAAGGAAGAGAUGAGAAAUCCUAAACACGAUUAAAGAAGCUCGGAAAAAUUCUUUGAGGUUGAAAUAUGACAAGAGAAACAGGAAGAAUAAGGAGAAAUAAUGGGAAAAAAUAAAGAAGACGUCUGAUAUAUGCUGUGUGUAUACUUAAUAUAUUACGAUUGUGUCGAAGAAGUGCGCCGCCGUUCGUCGUUUCCUCGAGGAAACUUGGAUUGCAGUGGUGGGAUUAUUAUUAAUGUACGCCAUAAUAUUUGAAUCACAUUAUGUGUCUCGCGUGCUGCGCGAUCCAUCUGCAAUUCUGUAGCAGCUUCAUAACCAUCUUCAUUUUGGUAAAAUUCGCAGUGAAGUUUAUUCAGGAUAAUACAAAGCGAUCGUUCGUGAUAUGCGCAUGAAACAUUAUAUAUUGGAACAUUUAAUGACUUGCUCGACUUGCGACAAUGCAGGCGGCGUAUUAUCCAAAGUUUUUGGUUUUGCUUCAUUUGUAUGCUUAUAUACUUGAUAAGUAUAUGUCGAUUGUGGUAACGAACGUAUAGGCGAUGUGUGUUCGUUUCAAAUUUGUGCAAAAGAAACAUCAAAGUGUCGGAACUUUGCGACUAUGUGAUGUCUAAUAAUUAAACAUGUAAUAGUUCUUACUUCGUUAACAUUGUACUUUAUUAAUCUUCCGUAAUUUUAAUGAAAAGGCACUAAAUAUGUAAUGUCGAUGGCGAUUGUCUCGGAUUAUUAUGUUCACAUAUUAUUUUCAUAUGAGAAGAAUGUAUAUCCGUAUGAAUUCGCCAGUAAUGAAGAAUAUUGAUGGCACGUAGUACUGUCGGGAAAAAUACAUUC